Molecule: messenger RNA, 961 nt
Organism: Gastrolobium bilobum
Lineage: Eukaryota; Viridiplantae; Streptophyta; Magnoliopsida; Fabales; Fabaceae
Product: ubiquitin-conjugating enzyme E2 variant 1C-like
Exons: 4
Coding region: 203-643 (146 amino acids)
Biological process (GO): protein K63-linked ubiquitination; DNA damage tolerance
Cellular component (GO): nucleus
Source: RefSeq, a predicted model, not a curated record
AAAGUGUGAUUACGGUAUUACCCAUAUCGCUGUUGUGCUCCUUUUCUUCGUCAUUGCCCGCCUUUGCUUAACCCCAAUUCUCCUUUGUGCUCUGUCAUUCUUCUGUCUAUAUAAUAUAUCUUUCUUCAUCACUCAAACAUCUCCAUACUUUUAUUUAUCACACCCACAAAACUUUCCGCACCAAAAUAUCUGUUAUUCAUCCAUGACGCUUGGCUCUUCAGGAUCCACUGUCGUUGUACCGAGGAACUUCAGAUUGCUGGAGGAACUUGAAAGGGGAGAAAAAGGGAUUGGAGAUGGCACAGUUAGCUAUGGAAUGGACGAUGGUGAUGACAUUUACAUGCGCUUUUGGACUGGUACCAUUAUUGGCCCCCAUAAUACUGUACAUGAAGGAAAAAUUUAUCAAUUGAAGCUGUUUUGCGAUCAAGACUACCCAGAAAAGCCCCCAAGUGUUCGGUUUCAUUCACGGGUCAAUAUGACUUGUGUUAAUCAUGAAACUGGAGUGGUUGAAUCAAAGAAAUUUAGUCUUCUUGCAAAUUGGCAACGAGAGUAUACCAUGGAGGAUAUACUGACCCAACUGAAGAAGGAAAUGGCAACUCCACAUAACCGGAAACUUGUCCAGCCUCCAGACGGUACCUUCUACUAGUCUCCAAGAUCGUACAGAUAUUGGAUCUUAUUGCAUUUGCACUUGCAGUAUGCAAUAUAUAACAUGCAAUACUCUGGAUCCUUCUGAAUUCAAGAACAUACAGGGAAAUGCCCAAAAAAGCUUCAUCUUUCCCUCCUUGGCUUUAGAGUUGUUUUGUUGUCUUACUUUGUCAGCUGUGUUUAAGGGAUGCUGUCUGAUUAACGGGAUAAUUGCAACUCCUGAAGUUGUAUUCCUUUCGAACUAUAACGAUGCUUUUAGGCGUUUGUUCGUUAUAACAAAAAAAAUCUAGCAUGGCUAUUUUCUGAACAUCCUUUUCCU